Messenger RNA from Guyanagaster necrorhizus, 1284 nucleotides. RefSeq lists its product as uncharacterized. The coding region runs from base 117 to 1115 and encodes 332 amino acids. NCBI's taxonomy places the organism in Eukaryota, Fungi, Basidiomycota, Agaricomycetes, Agaricales, Physalacriaceae. The record is from RefSeq and is a predicted model, not a curated record. The transcript has 3 exons.
GACUUGACCUUGACUUUACCUCAGAGACAACCAAGUUGCCCCAUAACCCCCCUUUGGACGUAAUAAAUUUAUUACUGUUUUUUUUGCGCCACGCGGACCGAAUCGAAACGACCAUUAUGACGGAAAUUCCACUUAACUGGUCACCUUGCACAGGAUGCACAUGUCCCAAUCACAAUUUACCAUCCCGCAACUUUUCUCCUAAUCGCCACACUCUCGAUGACCCGAAUUUGUCACGUCUUAUGUGUUCGAAUGACGAACCUAUCGAGAGCGAGGUUGCUACACUUCAUGCAAUGACAGCCUCCUAUGAGGCAGAGAUACAGGAUAUCAAUGCAGAGGAAUCACGUUUGGCACAAUUCAUCUCCUACAUGAAAAAUCGCAUCUCACUUGCUGAGCAAAAAGCGAAAGCUCUUUGUCAAGAAAGACAACGCAUUUCCGAAGCUAUAAUCGAAAAGAAGAGACUCUUUCAUCCCAUUAGACGCCUUUCCGCGGAGAUACUUCUUCGUAUCUUCCGCUCGACGAUUGAUUUCCCUAUAUCGCGGACUUUUUCAGAGGAGAAUGACCAAUGGGAAUUUCAUCCCAGUGACAGCAUGCUCUGGUCUAUUGAGAUGGUAUGCAGGCGGUGGAGCGUAGUAUCACUCUCCUUCCCAGAACUUUGGUCGUUCGUGAAUGUGGUGAUCACCGACUCAAACUUCGGAGAAGAUUACCAUGGAAUUGCAUAUGUUCGGCGGCUUGGCAUGCAGCUGGCUCGUUCAAAGCUGCAUCGUUUAUCGCUAUCGAUUUUGAACGAUUACAGUCACUCGUCAUUCAACAGUCUGCCCCCAGCCCUGGUGGCCAUUCUAUUUGCCAUUUCCGGCCGUGUGGACUGUCUCCAUCUCUAUCUCCCUGCCAUCAUGUUUUCAAAAAUCCCAUCGCUACAUCUGCCUAUGCCAUCAUUGACAAACUUGUGUCUGAUUGCUAUGGACGGAGAAGCAACCGAUGACUAUCAUGACAUGGAUUUAUUCCAUUGUCCACUGCUUCGUGAACUGCAUGUCGUUGAUAUAUUCAAUGUUUCCGGCUCGUUUGCUCUUCCGUGGGCACAAAUCACUACCUUCACACAUGAUCAUGCUCGCUUAUAGCACUGGAGAUAUGCAAGUUAAGACUGCAACUGCCGACUCCCGAUAGUCAGUUUACCGGGGGAAUCUAUCCAUUAUCUUGUUCCAACCUUAGCGUGCUGGACCUCUCAUCUUGGGGAUCCGAGAUGCCGAUAGAACAGCUUGUGGAGAGGCUGACACUUCCCGCCUUGAC